UGUUUGCAAACCGUCGACGACGACGACGAAGAAGAGAGCAGUCACGUGCGUCUAUCCUGUGCGCAGCUGAUCGUGACGUCACUCACCAACAUGGCGGAGUGGAACAGAGGACAUGGCUCUGUGGAUGAUAUACUUGAUGCUGAAAAUAAACGGCUGGCAGACAACCUGGCCUCCAAAGUCUCCAGACUGAAAUCUCUGGCUUACGACAUUGACAGAGAGGUAGACGAUCAGAACGAGUACCUUGAUGGCAUGGACUCAAACUUCAUGAGUGCGACAGGCCUGCUCACUGGCAGCGUGAAACGUUUCUCCACCAUGGUCCGAUCUGGACGAGACAACCGCCGCAUACUGUGCUACAUCUCCAUGGGGCUGGUCGUGGUCUUCUUUGUACUUUACUAUCUGGUCUCCAGGAUCCACCACUGACUGGAGCUGAGACUUUAAACUGUGAGGUCAAAACUGAUUUAAAUACGACUUUUUUUAAGAAAAAAUUCUGCACCAAAGAAAGAAAACAGGGUGGAAACAGAAUUGAUCUGACCAGCAGGGGUGUUGGUCAGCUCACCUGGGGAAACAGUAGUGGGCGUGGUCAUAUCAGGAGACUCUAAAACAAGAAGGUAAUGACACGCCUGAAAUUUGGAAUCUUCCCGUUGGCCCUGAUUAUAUCCCGUCCUGCAGCAGUAAGUCCUAAUUUGGGCUGAAGAGGACAGAGCCUGGAUGCAGGAGAGGUCGGAAUCCCAUCCACCAUAUCUGAGUCUAAUAGGCUGAUGAACCUGUCAAUCAAGAGAAACUUUCCAAAAAAUAUGAUUCAUUACAGAGUGCCGUGUGUCUCACUUCAUGACGACACAAUAUUAUAAGGGCGUUUUCACACCUAGAGCUUGUUUACCUUUUCCAAAACCUGCCAAUGAGAACUUGGAGCUCUUCAGUCUUGUUUCAGUUUCUUUUCAUGCACAAAAACUCAAUAAAGGAGACCAAAAUGCAUCACGAAGAUUCAACAUUCACUGCAAUCAUUGGUCAGAUAUUUAUAAUACAGGAGUUAAAAAAGAAAAUAUAGAAAAAUAUAGGAAUGGUGUCUUUAUACUUGUCUAAACACCAGUCAGCCACCACAUUAAAAAUACAUGCACAUUGCAUUGACACAAGACUUGUGUUCAGUUUCCUGUCCUGGCCCCUGGGAUCAAACUGGCUACCUCAGUAGUCAGUAGCUGGUUUGGCCUGUAUUAUACUAUAUACUACAUUCACACAAAUGAGUCACACCAAGAGGAAACUGAAUCUGAGUCUGACACUAAUAAAGUCAGCAGGUGUGAAACAACCUGAAACUUUAGUCAACAUAUUUAAUCUGCCAGGCUAACAUUGUAUUUUUGAUAUUUCCCAUUGUCUUUAAAAAAAAAAAUGCAAAAAAGGAAAGGAAUGGAUUCCUGGUGAGACAGAAACAGAAAAGGUUAAAUGUUUUUUAUUUAUGUUAUUUUUUUCCUUUUAUUUGUCUUUAUUAUUUCCAGGUCAAAGAUCUGCAGAAGGUGAACCACCAAAACUAGUCAACCGCACCAGUACAAAAACUGGUGCCAUCUGCUUUUGGCUGGUCUUUGAUAGCAGAUGAUGUCACUGUGUUUUGAAGGACCGCUUUUAAGACUUUUGAUAUGUUCCUGUUAUGAGCAUCCUUUGAAUGAAUUUUUUUUCAGUGUGUUUGCACUCCAGACUGUUUUCUUUUAAUAAUAGGAAAUGUUGGGACCUGUCUUCUUUCUUAAGACUGUUCAUAUCUCUAUUGUUUUUAUUCCACAUGCAGUCACUGAAACAGACAUUUGGAUAUUUUUAAAAGUUAUAGAGUUUUACUUUCUGCUUGUACAGCACUGACAGAAAAUAUUCAUAAUAUCUAAUAAAUUGUUUAAAUUGUA
This is a messenger RNA of Archocentrus centrarchus (flier cichlid), 1880 nucleotides long. It is a transcript of the gene bet1l, whose product is annotated as Bet1 golgi vesicular membrane trafficking protein-like. The transcript has 4 exons. NCBI's taxonomy places the organism in Eukaryota, Metazoa, Chordata, Actinopteri, Cichliformes, Cichlidae. The record is from RefSeq and is a predicted model, not a curated record. Bases 91 to 420 code for a protein of 109 amino acids.